Molecule: messenger RNA, 1574 nt
Organism: Siniperca chuatsi (mandarin fish)
Lineage: Eukaryota; Metazoa; Chordata; Actinopteri; Centrarchiformes; Sinipercidae
Product: probable assembly chaperone of rpl4
Exons: 11
Coding region: 122-1381 (419 amino acids)
Biological process (GO): cell division
Molecular function (GO): protein binding
Source: RefSeq, a predicted model, not a curated record
AUGCGCACUGCGCUCUUUCAGCUCAACUGUACUUGCUUUUCACGCGUGGUAAGAGUCACACUUUGGGAAAACUCUGCUUUGAAGACAGAAAUUGUGGAUAUAAAACGUAUUUGUCAGCACUAUGGGGGGACAGGCAAAGGGUAAAAAGAAAAACAAGCCGAAGAAGAAAGACAACCGCCCAAACAGGGAUGCAGGGUUUGUUGGAUUGUCACCUCAGGAAAGGAUGAAAGUAAGAAUGCAUGAAAAAGCCAAGAAGAAGACAGCUGAGAAGUAUUCUGUGCAACAGCUACUAGAAAAGACAGAGGAAUGCAUGGACAGUUUUGACUUUGAGAUGGCUGGCCUUUUCUGUCAACGAGCCCUGGAUGUGGAGCCUAACAACCUGCAAGCUUUAGACAUGCUUGGACACAUCUGCUCUGAACUAGGAGAUGCACAGAAAGCUAAGGGAGUUUUUCUGCGUGCAGUGGAGCUGAGCCCAGAUGUAGGCCACAGUAAGUACAUGUACCUGGGACAAAUCCACACAGGCCAGGAGGCUGUGGACUACUACACUAGAGGAAUAGAAGUCCUGCUCUCUGCAUUGGACAAACAAGCACAGACCACACAGGCUCAGGCCGGAGCUGCUGCCCUCCCAGAUGAGGACCCUGAGCUCCCCACAGCGAAGGACAUUUGUGUAGCCUACUGCUCCAUUGCCGAGAUUUACUUUUCAGACCUCUGCAUGGCAGAGGGAGCUGCAGACAAGUGCAGAGAGUUCAUUGAGAGAGCACUACAGUAUCACCAUGACAACCCUGAGGCUCUACAGCUCAUGGCCAGUUACCUGUUCAGUACAGAGAAAAACCAGGAAGGCAGAGAAUACCUGUUGAAGAGUGUUGGAUUGUGGCUACCUGCCCAGAAACAGAGUGCAGCUUCUUCCAGCACAGAGGAAGACAUGCAGAAUGAGAUUCCUCCAUACGAGUCUCGCAUCACCACAGCCAAACUGCUCAUCGAGUCCGAGGAAUAUGAGAUGGCGGUAGAUGUGUUGGAGGGUCUUCUGGAGGAGGAUGAUGAAGUCGUCCAGGUGUGGUAUCUCUCCGGGUGGGUGUGCUACCUCCAGUUGGAAAAAGCAAAGGAACAGCAAGAAAGAGAGGGGAGAGAAGUGACGGAGGAGGAGACGGAAGAGUGGAAGGCAUUGAAAGAGGCAGUCAGAUCAUACCUGACCAAUGCUAAGAAGCUGUACAGUAAGCUACGAUGUGAUGACCAGCCGAUGUUGGAGCAUGUGGAGCAGCUGCUAGGCGAACUGGGAGGAGACAUGGAGGGAGAGGAGGUAGACCCACUCUUGGAUGAAGACUAUGAACCCUGUAGUGAUGAGGAGGAGGAGGACAAUGCAGAGGCACCCAUGGAACACUGACACACAGCCCUUUGCUUGUACUCUGUGAUUUCACUUUUGCCCAUCUUGCUUCCUUCUAGUUUAAAUGUUCUGGUGCGCUCUCUAAAGUGCCUUUUUUACUUGUUAUCCUUUCACACCUGUUGAUCAAAGAUGAAAUUUGAAUUUAAGUGAGAUGCAAAAAAAAGAGUGGCAUUAAAAGCUGCAGUCUACUCCA